Molecule: messenger RNA, 384 nt
Organism: Rangifer tarandus platyrhynchus (Svalbard reindeer)
Lineage: Eukaryota; Metazoa; Chordata; Mammalia; Artiodactyla; Cervidae
Source: the annotation of a GenBank genome assembly
AUGCCGGCAGGGAAGGGAGGCUUCGGGCGGAGAAGCGGCAGGGGCAGAGGUCGGGUGGAAACCGCCGCCCUGCAGGGAAGAGCAAGGCCAGGGACACCAUCACACGGGGCCAGGGACUCCGGAGCCCUGGAGCCAGAUGUGCGCGUGAAGAAUUCACCUCGGACGUCCCAGCUCCACGAAAGUGAUGAUGAAAGCAGCUGCGGCCUCGUAGGUUUGUCGGGAGAAUACAUGAGACAAGUGGAUGGUAAGCAUCGGGACGGCCGGGCCCUCUCCUCCUCACCCAGUCAGCUGUUUAAUUAUUGCUGCCACUACCACUGCCACGGAAUAAUCAGAGAAGACACUCCCCCCAGCCGUGCUCCAACGGCAACCUUCACUUCUGAAUAA